Molecule: messenger RNA, 714 nt
Organism: Caenorhabditis remanei
Lineage: Eukaryota; Metazoa; Nematoda; Chromadorea; Rhabditida; Rhabditidae
Exons: 5
Coding region: 1-714 (237 amino acids)
Source: RefSeq, a predicted model, not a curated record
AUGGAUUUCACACGUGAAGCAUUGUUGGCUGAGUUGGAGCUGAAAGAUGAUAUAAUUGAUCAGUUGAGAAAGGAGUUGGCUGAGUAUCGAAUGCAAAACUCAACGAGAAAAACGGCAAUCUCAUCAGAACCCGAUGUUCAAGUCAAACGACCGAUUAUUGGGAAGAGUGAUGAAGCCUUCGAAACCAUCGGAAAUGCUCUCCGCCUCAACACGUUCCUUCGUAAUCUGGAUGCGACUCAAAUCGAAAAAAUCUCGUCGGCAAUGUAUCCAGUCGAGGUUCAAGCCGGUGCAAUUAUCAUUCGACAGGGAGAUUUGGGGUCAAUUAUGUAUGUCAUUCAAGAAGGAAAAGUGCAAGUUGUGAAGGAUAACCGAUUCGUCCGUACAAUGGAAGAGGGAGCUCUCUUCGGUGAACUCGCCAUUCUUCAUCACUGUGAGAGGACUGCAACUGUUAGAGCCAUCGAAUCGUGUCAUUUAUGGGCAAUCGAACGCAACGUAUUUCACGCGAUAAUGAUGGAAUCAGCACGUGAGAAAACAAUGACAAUGAAGAGAUACCUCAAGUGGUCAAAUCGUUUCUGUGGUUAUCCGGAAGAAGUUUUAUUGAGAAUCGCCGAAUUUUGUACCGAAAUGAGAUAUGAGGCGAGGGAGGAGUUGGUGGUGAAGCCGCAGUAUGUCUACUUGGUUUGCAGAGGAUCGAAAGUUUCUGCAAUAUUCUGA